AUGGAAGGUUUAAACGAUCAUGAGAGCUUCUAUACUACUAGUAGUAAAGAAGGUCUUAGUUUCAAGAUAUAUUUAUGCAAAUACUGUGGGAGGGAUUUUCUGAACCCACAAGCGUUAGGGGGGCAUCAAAAUGCUCAUAGGAUCGAAAGACGAGAAGUGAGGCUUCAUAAGCAAGCUAAGGUUUUUAGCUUGAUGAUGGCCAAUUUUGGACUGUCUAUGAUGCCUUACCACUUCAUUCAGCCCCAUGGUGUCGAGCUGAACCAGAACUCAGUCGCGGAAGGUAGCAGCUUUAUCAGUAGCCCUUCUCAUAGUCACUGGCUAGGGAGUUAUCGCCUAGGUGAUGGAGCACAGAAUUGUAAUGAUCCUGCCUCAAUUAUCACUAAACAUGUUAUGAAUAAGGCCAGAGUAGAAGAUGGUGGUGCAGAUCAAGAGCUGCUGGUUGAGGAUGGAGGAGCACCUGCUCAACCCGGAUUGCGGUUAGAGCUGCCUGACCUCAACUUAGACUAUGCGCCUAUUUGA
This is a messenger RNA of Chenopodium quinoa (quinoa), 519 nucleotides long. Its product is annotated as zinc finger protein 7-like. Gene Ontology annotation, biological process: negative regulation of abscisic acid-activated signaling pathway. The coding region runs from base 1 to 519 and encodes 172 amino acids. The transcript has a single exon. The record is from RefSeq and is a predicted model, not a curated record. NCBI's taxonomy places the organism in Eukaryota, Viridiplantae, Streptophyta, Magnoliopsida, Caryophyllales, Amaranthaceae.